AUGGCGGGUCCGACAGCUGCAGCCCUGUGGCCUGGAGUCCUCCUGCUCCUGCUGUCCAUCAUCCACCCCUCGCAGCCUGGAGGGGUCCCAGGAGCUAUUCCUGGAGGAGUUCCCGGAGGACUGCCUGGAGGAGGCUAUUUCCCAGGGGCUGGUCUCGGAGGCCUGGGAGGAGGAGGGCUGGGACCUGGAGGCAAACCACCCAAGCCAGGUGCCGGAGGUCUCGGCGGUGGCCCUGGGGCAGGGCUCGGCGCUUUUCCUGGGGGCGCCUUCCCGGGGGCUCUGGGGCCUGGCGGAGCGGCUGGUGCGGCUGCAGCCUAUAAAGCUGCUGCCAAGGCUGGUGCUGGGCUCGGCGGUGUCGGCGGGCUCGGCGGUGUCGGUGGGCUCGGCGGCCUUGGUGGUGUUGGUGGACUUGGCGGUGUCGGUGGCUUAGGCGUGUCUACAGGUGCAGCGGUGCCCGGAGCGGGAGUCGGAGUCGGAGCCGGAGGGAAACCUGGGAAAGUGCCCGGUGUGGGCCUGCCAGGUGUAUACCCAGGAGGAGUGCUCCCAGGCACAGGAGCUCGGUUCCCAGGUGUGGGGGUGCUCCCUGGGGUUCCCACCGGAACAGGAGUCAAGGCCAAGACCCCAGGUGGAGGGGGAGCUUUUGCUGGAAUCCCAGGAGUUGGACCCUUUGGGGGUCAGCAGCCUGGAGUCCCACUGGGGUACCCCAUCAAGGCACCCAAGCUGCCAGGUGGCUACGGACUGCCCUACAGUACGGGGAAACUGCCCUAUGGUUAUGGUCCUGGAGGAGCAGCAGGUGCCGGCGCCAAGACUGGGUACCCAACAGGGACAGGGGUUGGUCCCCAGGCUGCAGCAGCAGCAGCUAAAGCAGCAAAGUAUGGUGCCGGAGGAGCCGGAGCCGGAGUUCUCCCUGGUGUCGGUGUUGGAGGUGGUGGCAUUCCUGGUGGGGCUGGUGGCAUUCCUGGGAUUGGAGGCAUUGCAGGGGUUGGGACUCCCGCUGCUGCUGCUGCGAAGGCGGCUGCAAAGGCAGCUAAAUAUGGAGCUGCUGGAGGCUUGGUACCUGGUGGCCCAGGAGUUGGAAUCCCAGGUGUUGGUGGAAUCCCAGGUGUUGGGGGAAUCCCUGGUGUUGGGGGAAUCCCAGGUGUUGGCGGAAUCCCAGGUGUUGGCGGAAUCCCAGGUGCUGGAAUCCCGGGUGUUGGAGGAGUCCCAGGGGCUGUGUCACCAGCUGCAGCUGCCAAAGCAGCCGCCAAAGCAGCCAAAUAUGGGGGCAGAGCCGGAGUGGGAGUUGGCGGCGUUCCCACUUUCGGGGUCGGUGCUGGGGGCUUUCCGGGCUACGGUGGUCUUGGAGCCGGAGUCGGUGGUCUUGGAGCUGGAGUCGGUGGUCUUGGAGCUGGAGUUGGAGGUGUCCCUGGAGCUGGCAUUUCCCCAGCUGCAGCCCAGGCAGCCGCUGCCAAGGCCGCUAAGUAUGGUGCUGGAGGAGCAGGAGGCCUGGGAGGGCUGGUGCCAGGUGCCAGAGGCAUUGUACCAGGUGUGCCGGGCGCUGGAGGGGUGCCAGGAGCUGGAACCCCAGCAGCUGCAGCCGCCAAAGCAGCCGCCAAAGCUGCUCAGUAUGGGUUAGGACCUGGCGCUGGCGGGGUUCCCGGCCUUGGCAUUGGCCCUGGCGCUGGCGGGGUUCCUGGCCUUGGCAUUGGCCCCGGCGGUGUGACAGGAGCAGGGACCCCAGGUGCAGGCAAAUCUGCUGCUCAGUUGGCCGCCAAAGCCCAGCUCCGGGCUGCCGCUGGCCUUCCUGCUGGCGUCCCAGGAUUUGGAGCUGGUGCUGGCGUCCCUGGAUUUGGAGCUGGUGCUGGCGUUCCCGGAUUUGGAGCUGGGGCUGGUGUCCCUGGCUUUGGGGCUGGUGCUGGUGUUCCUGGCUUUGGGGCAGGUGCAGGUGCAGGACCUGGAUCUUUGGCUGCUGCUAAAGCAGCCAAAUAUGGCGCAGGCGGGCCUGGAGGCCUUGGAGGGGUUGGAGGUCUUGGUGGAGCUGGUGUCCCAGGAGGUCUUGGUGGAGCUGGUGUCCCAGGUGGUGUGGGAGGAGUCGGACCUGCGGGCGCAGCUGCUGCUGCCAAGGCUGCUGCCAAAGCUGGCCAAUACGGCCUCGGGGGAGCCGGUGGACUCGGAGCUGGAGGGCUCGGAGCUGGAGGGCUUGGAAUUGGAGGCCUGGGACUUGGAGGGCUUGGGGCUGGUGGAGUUCCAGGGGCUGGGGGCUUUGGAGGUGUGUCCCCAGCUGCAGCUGCUAAAGCAGCCAAAUAUGGUGCCGGUGGCCUUGGAGGUGUCCUAGGAGCUGCCAGGCCUUUCCCAGGUGGAGGAGUUGGAAGACCUGGCUUCGGAUUGUCUCCUAUUUUCCCAGGCAAACCCCCCAAGCCCUACGGAGGUGCCCUGGGAGCUCUAGGAUACCCAGGUGGAGGCUGCCUGGGGAAAUCCUGUGGCCGGAAGAGAAAGUGA
Molecule: messenger RNA, 2478 nt
Organism: Pipistrellus nathusii (Nathusius's pipistrelle)
Lineage: Eukaryota; Metazoa; Chordata; Mammalia; Chiroptera; Vespertilionidae
Source: the annotation of a GenBank genome assembly